UUAGGAUGUCUUUCCAACCAUCGAGGAGGGAGGGGAUAUUUUAAUGGCCGUCACUUGCACUUAAAAAAUACAAAAACUCCGGAUUAUCAGCUAUAUUUAGACAAGUACAGCUUCCUAUACAUUUUAGAACGCCUUUCUUUCGCAAUAAACGCAACAUCUAAAACAUAAUUAAAUUAGAAAUGUGUUUGUAGUGCCUUUUCCGUUGCUCUGAACGGACUUUACCCGCUUGAUUUGUGCGUGAGUAGCUGGUUAGGCCUCGCCGGCUGUCUGGAGACGAGACGAUUAGCUGGAGUUGAAAGAGAAUAUGUAACAAACAACAACCAGCAUGACAUCAAGAUUUGGUAAAACAUACAACCGCAAGGGAGGGGAGGCAAAUUCAAAGUUUGAAGAAGUCUUUUCCAAUAAAAAGCCCUCUCUGUCCACCAAAUGGGGAGAAACUACAUACAAGGCUCAGCUGGGAACCAAAAGGCCUCUCUUAAAACCCGGUGUCCCUGAGGUCUCAAAGAGACCCAGGCUUGAGGACAGUGACAAUGAAGAAGACCCAUUUGGGUUUGACAGCGAUGAAGAGUCUAAAACUGUAGCCUCUCACAGUGAGUCUGGUGCGAAACUCAUAGAGGAGGGGGUGACAGAAACUGCUCAAGUGCAAAGUAGAGUAACUGCUGCUGUUGUGACUGCCACACAAGGCUCUGCAAGUAUACCUGCUACAUUCACAAGUAACCAACCAUCAGAGAAGAAUGUUAAAAACAACCAGCCCUGGUACAAAAGUGCAUUAGAAAGCAAUCAGAAACCAGCAUGCCCAACCUCGUUUUCAGACACGGUUCUUUCUCAAAACCAGAACAUCUCCGUGUCGCAGACAGCUGCUUCCUCUACUUCUGGUUUAGACUCCUCCCUCAAACUGUCAGCUGAUGCGCCAGGAGGUAGCAAACACUUUCAAACUCCUUCCUCCUGUGAUGGAUCUUUAUCAGAGGAACUAAAGAUGGUGGUGCCCAUGGAGCCUCCACCAGAGCCAGUAGACAACAUUCCCCCAUCGCCAUUCACUCUAAGAGCCUCAAACUGCAAGAAAUACCAGCGGCCCAGUCGGCCUGAUAAAAUUCUAUCUGAAGCUGCUGAAAACGACAACGAGAAGCUGACCGACAUAGCGAGUGUUCAAGAUAAAACCAACAGUGUCCUUUCUGCUAGUGCAACUAAUACUGCUGCCAGUGUUAAAACAGCAGCUAAGCCUGCAGGCAGAGGUGGUGGGAGGGUGCGAGACUACACAGUUCUGCAUCCCUCCUGCGUGUCAGUGUGCAACGUUACUAUCCAGGACUCAAUUGAGCGGAGCGUUGAUGAGUUAGUCCCCCCGGCUACCCCCGCUGACCUUGGAGAAGCAGGGCUUAUGAAGAAGAAGUCUGAUGCACAGCCACCUAAAUCUACUCGGUUUAGACCCACCCAAGCAAAGGUAAAAAAGACUAAAACGGAGACAAAACUGGAGUUCUUUGGCUUUGAGGCGGAAGAUGGUGAGCAGGAAGAGGAGAGCUCGGAGAGUGGAAUGCCAGGAAAGAGCAGCUACAAGAUCAAGUAUUUUGGCUUUGAUGACCUGAGCGAGAGCGACAGCGAUGACGAGAGCUCUCAGGUCAAAGAGAAAAGGGCCAAGAAGGCAGCUUUAGCUUCCCUGAGCUCCGGGGUGGACAGUCCUCACACGAGUGAUUCUCAGGACAGUCAAGCCAGCAGCAACACAGAUGCUUUUGAGUUCUCUGACGACUCCAGCCCCGCUGGCAUCGAUGGACCGAAAGGACGACCGACGAAGGCGGGUGACAAAUCCAAGGAUUCCAUCUGUGGGUUAAAAAAGAUAUUUAGUGGACCCAAAAAGUCCCCCUCUAAAGCGGUGUACAACGCUCGCCACUGGAACCAGCCAGAGCCCGAGGAGGUACCUGCUCCUCCCCUUUCCCGAUCACACACUGCUCCGGCCGUGUUAUCAAGCAGCAGCAAGGACAGCAACUCCCAUAAAGACGACGGCUUGUUCAAAGCUCCUCCACCACCACCAAAAGUCAUUAAGUCAGAGACCAUGCCCACACGACUCAACCAGGAUAUUGUCACUGCACUAAAAUGCAGGAAGGAAGACAAAGAGCUUUACACGGUGGUGCAGCACGUGAAGCACUUCAAUGAUGUGGUGGAGUUCGGAGAGAAUCAAGAGUUCACGGAUGACUUUGAGUAUCUGGAAACGGGACUAAAGAGCAGUCAGCCGCUCAACACAAGAUGCCUUAGUAUAAUCAGCUUGGCCACGAGGUGCGCCAUGCCCGGCUUCAGGAUGCACCUGCGCGCUAGAGGGAAAGUGGCUCAGGUCUUCAAAAUUCUCAGUGAUGCUCCACAACACCCGAACCUCGCUCUGUGCACAGCUGCCUUGAUGUAUAUUCUGAGUCGAGAUCGUCUCAACAUGGACCUCGAUAGAGCUUGUUUGGAGCUAAUGAUCAAGCUGCUGGAGCAGGACCACGAAUACUCGGGCAACGAGGAUCAGCUCACCGAAAAGGAAGUGGCGAAGGUCAAAGAAAAGAUCAGGAAGCUGUGCGAGACGGUGCACAACAAGCAUCUGGAUUUAGAAAACAUCACGACGGGCCACCUCGCCAUGGAGACCUUGUUAUCUCUGACCUCCAAGAGGGCUGGCGAUUGGUUCAAAGAAGAACUGCGGCUGCUGGGAGGCCUGGAUCACAUUGUAGACAAAGUGAAAGAGUGUGUGCUGAACCUGAGUCAAGAAGACGACAAGGAGAGUCUGGUAGCAGCUCUCUGGGGAGCUGAGAGGUGCCUGAGGGUGCUCGAGAGCGUGACCGUGCAGAACCCAGAGAACCAGAGCUACUUGAUUGCAUACAAAGACUCUCAACUUAUCAUCUCCUCUGCCAGAGCUUUGCGGUACUGUGAGGAUAUGAUCCAGCGGUACAGCAGGGCGUUAAACAACAGCUCCGUGUCAUCGGCGGCUGCAACGCUGCCACACUGUAGCUUCAGCAACGUGGGAAAGGCUGUGGAAGACUGUAUGAGGGCUGUCAUCGGGGUGCUGCUCAACCUCACCCACGACAACGAGUGGGGAAGCACCAAAACAGGUGAGCAGGAGCAGCUAACAGCCACCGCUCUCAACUGCGUCCUUCGAGUCCCACGCUACAUCCCCCAGGAGCAGCGCUUUGACGUGCGAGUAUUGGGUUUGGGGCUUCUGAUUAACCUCGUGGAGUACAGCUCCAGAAACCGCCACUGUCUGGUGGAGAUGGAGUACAUCGUGGAUGACGCUUGUUUGGAAGACAGCCUGAUGCAAUCUGCUGAGCUAACACAAUCUGAGGAAGCGACACAGCCAGCCGAGGCCCAGGGAGAUGGUGCUGACACGCCCAAGUCUUCUGGAGUUUUGGCUGCCCUGGUGAAGCUCUUCCUUGAGAGGGAACGUGCUGCCAUCCUGGCCGAGGCGAAGACGGACGACCUCAUCAGUGAGGCUCCCAAGCCGGCCCUGGACCAAAGUGGAGAGUGGCAGGAGACGUCCGGAGAGAUCCAGUGGGUGGUGUCUGAGACCAACGACAGCCAACCUGAAAAUAAAGAAGAGGAGGAUGAAGAGUUGGACCUAAAUAAAGCUCUGCAGCACGCAGGCAAGCAUAUGGAGGACAGCAUCGUGGCCUCCUACACCGCUCUGUUACUAGGCUGCAUUUGUCAGGGCAGCCAGGACAACGUGACUACUGUGAGAGAGCACCUACCUAAAGGGGAUUUCUCCAUCAUGACAGAAAUGCUGAAGAAGUUUUUGAGUUUCAUGAACCUCACUUGUGCAAUGGGCACCACAGGACAGAAGUCCAUCUCACGGGUCAUUGAAUACCUGGAGCACUGUUAACACACAGUGAACCACGGCGAACUCUGCACAUUUAAAGGGAUCCCAGCCUGCCCUGGUCGCCCCCGCCCCCACAAACAGCAGCAACAAGGGGCCAUGGGAGUUGCACUUCCUCGUCUUCGCAUGAUCACACAAACCUGUGAUCACUCACUGAUACACACACACACACACACACACACACACACACACACACACACACACACACACACACACACACACACACACACACACACGCGCGCGCACACACACGCACACACACGCUUCAGUCUCUUUCUGGAGCACAGCCUGAACCAAAGCCCUGCUAGCUGACAGACGUGUACAUUUCCUACUUUUAUUCAACCAACAUUAAGUCUGAAUCAGAUUCACCCUCAGACAGGAAUUGUGUGCAAAAGCUAGACUAAAUAAUCCCGCAAGCUUCUCGGGAAUCCAAGGAACGUCGAGUGUAAUGGCCUCAAAGCAGCGAGGGAGAGAAAAGGGCCACAGAAGAGGAGACUCCUGCUCCCUGUCAGGUGGUGAUUUCUGGCCGUGUAGUUGGAGUGUGAGGCUUUGAAUCAGAUUUUAUGGAUCAUUACAUUUUAUUCUCUGCCUAUCUACGUCCAAGCCAAGGGUGAAAUAAUUGAUCAGCAGGGAAAUCAAUCAUUUUUAUGUCUGUAUGGAGGUCGGCGUGGGACGAUGUUGAAUGCAGACAUUUAUUCGUGUUCUCAGAUAGACUGAAUGUUUAAGGGAAAGGAGAUUUUAAGCUUUGGUUUUUGUGCCCAAGAGUGUUUUUUAGAUUCAGUUUAUUACGUUUUUAGGUUUUUCCCUAAAUCCUUUUAAAAACGACUGCUGUUAAAGGAGUCGGGACAGCUCGACCAUCUUCCGAUUGAUGAACAGCUUAAAAAAUUCUCAUGAUUUCUGUUUCCUCGUCACCCAUAUUCUGAUCGUAGCUGCAGGUUAUUUAAAUUUAAAAUAAUUCCAUGGAAUAAUUAUGAAAUGCUUUUUAACUUCAUACUAUGUGGGAUGAAUUGCUCCAGAUUUCCAGAGUGUUUUUUUUUCUUAUUUGUAAUGGAAAAUUCUUUAAAGAUGUAUUUAAUUUAAUAUUUUUUUCCUUUCUGUAAACACAAAGCCCUCCCCUGGUUAAAUGCUGUUGCGUUUUACUAUGAGUCAUAAUUUAAUAGAUCAGCUUGCAUGCUGGACACGAGUGUUUAAGCUGCGUUUAAAUCUGUGGAUCAGGAGACAUGACUAAUGAUGAUAGCUAAUCGACUUAGUGACUCAUCCUUCCCAUUCAUCAUAAUGUCUGCUUUUUAAAAUCUGUUUAUUUAUUCUGCUGUUGUCAUUUACUUGUGAUUAUGCACCUGAACCUCCUAAAAGCCUCUGUCGUGUACUGCUCACAUGUACGAUCACUGAAACCGAAUUACAGCCAUACCUGUAUAAACGUCAGUUUAGUCUGGUUUGUAGAGCUGCAGUGAACAGAACUGCAACUGUGUUUACUGUUGAUUACUUUGCAAAGUUUUUGGUCUAAAUGGAAUUUUAGAAUGUAAAUACUCGUGUACAUAGCGGCUAAUGGACAUUUAAAUUGCAUAGAUUUCCCCCCCCCCCCCCCCCCCCCCAAGCUCUAAUAUUUUUAUUUUAUACAAUAUUAGAGAUGUUUGAAAAAGCAAAAAAUUGCAAGAAGUGGAAAAAAAAAAGUUUGUACCCAUUUUAAGAACAUUGUCUCUGGUUACGUGUAAAUAAUUGUAUCUCAAACUGUUAAAAAAUUGCUACUUUCAGUAAACUUGUGUGUUUUAUUUC
Nothobranchius furzeri (turquoise killifish) is the source of this 5602-nucleotide messenger RNA. RefSeq names its product WAPL cohesin release factor a (gene wapla). The record is from RefSeq and is a predicted model, not a curated record. NCBI's taxonomy places the organism in Eukaryota, Metazoa, Chordata, Actinopteri, Cyprinodontiformes, Nothobranchiidae.